Molecule: messenger RNA, 618 nt
Organism: Myripristis murdjan (pinecone soldierfish)
Lineage: Eukaryota; Metazoa; Chordata; Actinopteri; Holocentriformes; Holocentridae
Gene: gje1a
Product: gap junction protein epsilon 1a
Exons: 4
Coding region: 1-618 (205 amino acids)
Biological process (GO): cell-cell signaling
Cellular component (GO): connexin complex
Molecular function (GO): gap junction channel activity
Source: RefSeq, a predicted model, not a curated record
AUGUCUUUAAACUACAUCAAAAACUUCUAUGAAGGAUGUCUCAGGCCUCCUACGGUGAUAGGCCAGUUCCACACCUUGUUCUUCGGCUCGGUGCGGAUGUUCUUCUUGGGCGUUCUUGGCUUCGCCGUCUACGGGAAUGAAGCGCUCCACUUCAGCUGCGACCCCGAUCGCCGAGAGCUCAACCUGUACUGCUACAACCAGUUCAGACCCAUAACACCACAGGUCUUCUGGGCAUUACAGCUGGUAACAGUGCUGGUUCCUGGGGCGGUGUUUCACCUCUAUGCUGCCUGUAAGAACAUUGACCAGGAGGAAAUCCUCCAGCGACCCAUCUACACCGUCUUCUACAUCAUCUCUGUUCUGCUACGCAUCAUCCUGGAAGUCAUCGCUUUCUGGCUACAAAGCCACCUAUUCGGCUUCCAGGUCCACCCGCUGUACAUGUGUGACGCCAGUGCUUUGGAAAAGACCUUUAAUGUGACUAAGUGCAUGGUGCCCGAACACUUUGAAAAAACCAUCUUCCUCAGUGCCAUGUACACCUUCACUGUCAUCACUAUACUCCUCUGCAUUGCCGAGAUAUUUGAGAUACUCUGCCGAAGGCUCGGUUAUCUCACCAACCAAUGA